This is a messenger RNA of Pyrus x bretschneideri (Chinese white pear), 1314 nucleotides long. RefSeq names its product pyrrolidone-carboxylate peptidase-like. Lineage: Eukaryota; Viridiplantae; Streptophyta; Magnoliopsida; Rosales; Rosaceae. Bases 351 to 1004 code for a protein of 217 amino acids. The record is from RefSeq and is a predicted model, not a curated record. Gene Ontology annotation, biological process: proteolysis. Gene Ontology annotation, molecular function: pyroglutamyl-peptidase activity. Gene Ontology annotation, cellular component: cytosol. The transcript is spliced from 5 exons.
AAUAUUCCGUUGACAAUUGACAUGACUGAACACAUAAAUGGACCAAGGACGGCUUGAUGUAAAAUGAAAGGAUAUGACGCAUUCGACCGCCUGAUAGAGGGGAUGAGGCAGACUUUCAUGGCAUUUUCGUAAAAGACUAACGGCCAAAUGGUUAUAUAAUUAGCCUCCGGCACCAGCAAGCAAAGCAAAAGGCCGAAGAAAGAAUAAGAGACCAAAACCAGCUGCUUUCUUCAGCUUGAGAGCGGCAUUUUUCCUUCUUCAAAUUCUCCACGGACUGGAGAGUUCCGUCCUGAAUUUCUAAGCGGAGUUUAUCGAGGAUUGGGAAUUGUAUUCAGGUGCAGAGUGAGGAAAUGGGAUCAGAAGGACCAAAGAGAGUGGUGGUUCAUGUGAGUGGGUUCAAGAAGUUCCUGGGGGUUGCUGAGAAUCCCACAGAGAUUAUAGUUAGCAAUCUGGUGGGGUUUGUUGAGAAGAGAGGGUUGUCUGCUGGUCUUAAACUUGGCAACUGUGAUGUUCUUGAAACAGCGGGAGACGGCGCGCGCCCCGCUCUUUACAAGGCCAUGGAAUCGGGGAUUUCAGCAACCGGUUCUAACGGCAAUGAACAAGUUGUAUGGCUUCACCUGGGGGUGAAUAGUGGGGCUGUAAGAUUUUCUGUUGAGCGGCAAGCAGUAAAUGAAGCCACUUUCCGCUGUCCAGAUGAGUUAGGAUGGCAACCUCAGCAACGACUAAUAGUCCCUGAGGAUGGAGGAAUUACACGAGCAAGAGAGACAUGUUGCUCGAUCGAGGCAAUCCUUAAGAUCUUGAAGAAUCGAGGAUAUGAUGUGGCAAUAUCAGAUGAUGCUGGACGUUUCGUGUGCAAUUAUGUCUACUAUCAUUCCCUCCGUUUUGCAGAAGAAAAGGGUCACAAAUCUUUAUUUGUCCACGUCCCUCUCUUUUCCAGAAUCGAUGAAGAAACUCAGAUGCGCUUUGUGGCCUCCCUCUUGGAGGCCAUUGCAGCUACAUGUUAGUGAUGUGAAAGCUGCUUGUGUUUUUUGCCAUUUGCUGCUAAAUGUAAAUCAAUGGUGUCAAGAUCAUUAUAAUUGUAGAACAGUUUGUAUGGGCUUGUUUGCUGUUUUGUUUUUGGUGAGGAAAAUGGCUCUCCUAUUAUCCGGGAGGCGGCGUCGUCAAUGUGUAAGAAUGUUCAUCUCUGUCUUGUGAUGGUUCGAAGAUUUGCUCGCAGUUUUUUUCUACUUCUUCCUUUCUCCAAAUAUUUCAUGGGUGUUCAUUUGCAUAUUUCAAGUUGGAUUGAAAUGAGAAAUAUUAAUUUCAACUUUUCAA